This is a messenger RNA of Haliotis rubra (blacklip abalone), 1041 nucleotides long. RefSeq lists its product as uncharacterized. The coding region runs from base 1 to 1041 and encodes 346 amino acids. Lineage: Eukaryota; Metazoa; Mollusca; Gastropoda; Lepetellida; Haliotidae. The transcript has 2 exons. The record is from RefSeq and is a predicted model, not a curated record.
AUGGCAUAUCCUAUGGGAGGUCAGACAGGAAGUAUGACAGCCGGAAGCGGUACUGUGAAUACUGCAUAUCCUAUGGGAGGUCAGACAGGAAGUAUGACAGCUGGAAGCGGUACUGUGAAUACUGCAUAUCCUAUGGGAGGUCAGACAGGAAGUAUGACAGCCGGAAGCGGUACUGUAAAUACUGCAUAUCCAUAUGGGAGGUCAGACAGGAAGUAUGACAGCCGGAAGCGGUACUGUGAAUAUGCUGCAUAUCCUAUGGGAGGUCAGACAGGAACAAUGACAGCCGGAAGCGGUACUGUAAAUACUGCAUAUCCAGCGGGAGGUCAGACAGGAACAAUGACAGCAGGCGGAGGUCAGACCAGUACUGAUAUCCAAGCUCAGACAGGAAGUAUGACAGCUGGAAGCGGAACUGUAAAUACUGCAUAUCCAAUGGGAGGUCAGACAGGAAGUAAUGACAGCCGGAAGCGGUACUGUGAAUACUGCAUAUCCUAUGGGAGGUCAGACAGGAAGUAUCAGACAGGAAUACUGCAUAUGACAGCAGGAAGUAUGACAGGAAGCGGUACUGUGAAUACUGCAUAUCAGACAGGAAGUAUGACAGCUGGAAGGGAGUGUCAGGUACAGGGAAGUAUGACAGCCGGAAGCGGUACUGUGAAUACUGCAUAUCCUAUGGGAGGUCAGACAGGAAGUAUGACAGCCGGAAGCGGUACUGUAAAUACUGCAUAUCCAAUGGGAGGUCAGACAGGAACAAUGACAGCCGGAAGCGGUACUGUGAAUACUGCAUAUCCUAUGGUAGGUCAGACAGGAAGUAUGACAGCUGGAAGCGGAACUGUGAAUACUGCAUAUCCCUAUAGGAGGUCAGACAGGCAUACUGUGAAUACAUAUCCGGCAGGAGCUGAGACCCAGGAGGUCUGUGAAUACUGCAUAUCCUAUGGAACAGGAAGUAUGACAAUGGGAGGGAAGUAUGACAGCCGGAAGCGGUACUGUGAAUACUGCAUAUCCUAUGGGAGGUCAGACAGGAAGUAUGACAGCCGGAAGCUGUGA